UACAGGCAGAAAAGCAUGUGGUUUGAUUGAAAGAAGUGUCAAAUGUGUUUGAAUCAAUUUUAAUCAGAAAACUCUGCGGGGAGGAAUACUACAGUUUCACUAAUGCACAUGAAUAAUCGAUCUUGUAUAAAUUAUACUUUUUAUUUUAGAUUGCUGUUAUCCACUUACUAUUUAUCACUGAAUUAUACUGAGGAUUUUGAAAAUUGCGCGCGUAUUACUUUCAGAUUUGAGAAUUAAUGCUUAUUUAUUACAUUUAGCUAAUCAAAAUAUACUUUUUGUAUUUGAACCAUGGAUGAAUCUGAUGAAUUUGAAAUUAUCAAAAUGGAAAUUAGAGGUCUCCUCAUAUCAAAUAAAGAAGGCUGCUGUCUUUCUGAAUUCAAGAAACAAUAUCGAAGUAUGCUGGGGCGAACAUUACCUUUUGUACAAUUUGGAUAUAAAAAUGAAAUUGAAUUUUUGAGUGCCAUGCCUGAUGCUGUACAAAUUAGUUCCACUGGGAGGGACUACUACUUAUUUGGAAUUGCAGAUGAGAAGUCGAAGCAUAUACAGAAAAUGGUUUCCAAGCAGAAGUCAACCAAGAAAAAGCCUUCGGGCCGCCUUAACCCAAUGCUGCGAUAUGUUCCACCUCCUAAGAGAUAUGAAUUGGUAUUAUCAACUUCUAGAAGAUCAAAGGAAUUGCUUCCCUCAUCUGCUUCUAAAAGAUCAAAUGAAUUGAAACCUUCAUCUGCUCCUAAGUGGUCAAAUGAAUUGCAGCCAUCAUCCUCUUCUAGGAGAUCUUAUGAAUUGCCUCCAAGGUUUCAAACAAAAAUGAAAAAACAGUUACCACAAUUAGUGAUGAAUGAAAUUGUAGAUCUUGUUUGUAAAUAUCCUACAGGUUUGAGCUUGCGGGACGUCUUAAUUAAAUAUCGUCAAAUUUACAAUAAAGAACUAUCUUUUAGAGAUUAUGGAUUUUUUACAUUACAAGAUUGUUUAGAAGAAAUUCCAUCACUCUUCUUAAAGCCAAAAAAUAAUGAUACCCUUGUCCUUUGCAUACCUGAAAUAGAAAGGCCAUUCUCUGAGUCCUCAAAAAUGAAUAAUUAUAGAGAUAAUGUAUCUGCAACUUACGAAGUUCCUAAGAUUUCUGAAGCUGUUUCUCCUGCUGUCCAGAGUUUUGAAGAUUCAUCAAACCAUCUUCAUCCUGAAAAUCUAUCUGGUAUUCCUUCACCUCAUGAAAAUAUUUCUAAUUUUAAUGAGUAUGAAAAUCAUUCUUCUGAUUUCAAAAUGAAAGUCAGCAGCUUGGAUGAUUUCAAUUUUAAUAUGAGAAAAAGCCCUGAAGUUUCAAUUAUUUCUGAAAAUAUUAGGAGUAAUCUUAUAAGAGUUGUAGAAAAUUGUCCCCAUGGUAUCUGGGCCAGAGAAUUUCCAGCUUUAUACAAAGAAAUAACAAAAACUGAAUUUGACCUUCAUGUCCUGGGAUUCUAUGAUUUAGCCACUUUUAUUGAUUCUGUGCCUGAUAUUUUAACUCGAAGAUCUCUUCCAAGCAGUAAAAAAGAUUACCUGAUUUAUCCAGCUUGGACAAUAAAUGAAAUGGAUCGUGAAGAUCCCAAAUCUGCUGCAUUUGCCAUUGAAAUCAUAAUUGGUAAUACUAGAAAAAUUCUACAAGCUAAUCAAGAAGGCAUAACACUCAAAGAUUUCCUGUAUAUUUAUAGUUUGAACUGCAGUGAACCUUUGUACUUUGUUAACCUUGGAUUUGAUAGCUUGGAAAAUCUCUUGGUUGCUAUAGCUGAUCGUGUACCUCUUAAGUUUGAAGUGAAAGGAGGUGUAAAAAGUGUACAUUUAGUCUCGUCUGAAGAGAAAUCUACAUUACAACUGCCUGGGAAAUUAGAAACUCUCCCUAUCAACGCUGUCUCUCCAUUCAAGCAAUUUACUCAACAGACACUUCCUGCUGAAAUGGAUUUGAAUCAAUUCUUCCCUGUAUUUGUCUCUUCAGUUAACAAUGUAGAUCAUAUUUAUAUUCAGCUUUUAGGUGAAGAUACUAGUGAUGUACUUAUCAAGAAAUAUGAAGAUUUGGAGAGAUUUUAUUCUUCUUCCCAAAGUAAAGACUAUUUGAUGAAAGAUUUUCACAUUGCUGCUGGAUCUAUUGGUGUUGCCCUGUGGCCUGUAGAUAUGCACUGGUAUAGAAUCAGAAUUAUGUCUGUGGUAUCUUCUGAAACUGUUCAAGUGUUUUAUGUAGACUAUGGCACUAUUGAAAUCAUUUCUAAGAAUUUACUGAGAUAUAUUAGGGAAGAAUUUUUUGAUUUCCCAACUCAAGCGAUAAAAGCUUCUUUAGCUUAUGUGAAGCCAUCCUUAACAGAUAGUAAACGGAACUCAGUUGCAAAAGCUAGAAUUUUGGAAUUGUGUACUGAUAUAACUGUCAUGGCUAAAAUACAUCAUAUAAAACAGGAUGGCUUGCUUUCUUUAGUGCUUUGUGAUACUAAUGGUAAAGAGGAUGUGUACAUCAAUGAUGUUCUUUUGAUGGAAAACUUAGCUUGUUCAUCUUCUGAUAAUGAUAACAAUUCUCAACUCAGAGGCCCUCAAGAAUCUGCUCAGUGUCUUCCUGAAAUACCACCACCUACUCUGCCUGCGAUUCAAGCAACCGAUCCCACACAAGUUAUUGGAAUGCUUUUGCAGGCCUAUUCUUCUCUGGCUGCAUCCAAGACUUCACCAGUUGCCCCUUCUAACUUUCCAAUGGAUUCUACUGCCAUCACUGCUGCUAUAGCUCAGGCUGCUCAGAACCUCUCCCAAAACUCAUCUGCAUCUGGUGUAGAUUUUUCUAAACUGUUUCAGGCUCCUUCUACGCACAUUGUCCCCCCCAUUCCAUGUCCCAAACCUUCAGUUACUGAUAGUUGGCAGCAUCCGUCAACAGUAUUGUCUCAUCCUUCUUCUGAAGAAACUGCCUCUUGUUCCCUACCUUCUGAAGAGAAUGAAGUUUUUGAUGAUGUUGAUGAUGCAUUUUUUGAUGAAUUUUACCAGAAGGUGUCCAUAGUUACAAAAAGAUAUGUAAAAAGAAUAAGAACAGAUGAUGGUUACAUGUUCCACAUUUUGAUCUAUGAAUCAAAACCAUUUGUCUCCUGUGGAGACAUUUGCAGUCUCAUUUGGUACAACAAGAAUUCUGAUUAUUUGCUUCAACGACUGCAGAAUGGAGAAUCUGUUUUGUCCAAUACAGUGAUAUGGGAGAAUCAAAAUGAAGAUAUGUUUGAUCAAUUGAAAAGAUUUCAUGUCAAAGGAUUUAAGGAACGAAAUGAACAAUUCUACAUUUUAGUCUAUCCCUUGAAUACUCUUGUUCAAAUCCUCAAUGUAUUUGGCCAUCCAUCAUCUGAACUACGAAGUAGAAUUCUAAAUGAAUUUUCUUCCUUCAAUCCUGAGCACCCUAUGUGGCUGGAACUGUCGGAAGUAGAAAUUCCUGAUGGGGAGGAAGAAUUUGCAGGGAAGACUGAUGAUGAUAAACUGAAUCGCCUCUGUCUUUAUGAUCUUCAAACAAUGAAGCAGGGCAUACGUAUACGACGCCAAAACCUGGAAUCACAACGGUCUAAGAAUCCUGAAGAUGUGUCAGAUGAAAAAGAGAAGCUUAAAUUGUUAUACAACAAAGUGAUAAGAAGAAUCAAAGAAAUCGAGCAGAUCUGCAGCAAUUUCGCCUAGAAAGGAGAUUACUAUUCAAUACAAUUCAAUGGAGAGGUGUUACUUUUUUGUAAAAUCAUGGAACUACCAGUGUUUGUUUAUCUUCAUUUCUGCAUUUCCUCUGAAGGUGAUGAAGAAAUAGAAAUUAUCUGUGAUAAACAGAAAUUGAUGUUUGUGUUUAAAGGUGCUUUUUUGUAUUGUAAAAUUUAAUGUUUGCUGUGUCUUAAUGUUGUGUGAUGGCCAUUUUCUUUAUCCUAUAAAGACUUGCCUCCCAAUUCAUUACUUUGUUGCUGAAACCAGAAUCAAAUUUGCACAUGCAUGUAUGUAUGUAUGUUUAUGUUUAUUUUAUUUGUUUAUGAAUAAGAAGGCUUGAAUCCAUUGUGAUAAAGGUAUCCAACAUAUAUUAUUGAUCUUCUGUUGUAGUAUAUAUUUUUAUACCAAAAUUUUUGUUUUCAUUUGAGUAAGUUUAAUUGGUAACAGUUAAAAUUAUAAAAGUAACAAAUAAAAAAAGAAAAGUAAAUUUCUGAUGAUCAUGUCUGUCAAAUAUCAUUGGUAGUGAGAAUUUAAUUCUUCUAACAAUGCAUAAUCAUUUAACCAAAGAGCUUUAAUUUUUAUCUGUGACAAUUGGCAACCAAAUUGUCAGGCAAUGCUGUUCUUUUUAAUUUGACUAUAGUUCAAUGCAGAAAAAUUUAUAAUUUUUUCCCACUGUUUAAGUGUUUAGUAUUAAAGAGGAUUUUUAAAAUCUAAAGUAAUGAUGGUGCUGCUCAUUUGAAAUAUCUGGCUAAAAAUAUCAAAAUUUGGAAUGAAAAUUUUUUUUUAAUUGUUUUUGUUUGUUUGUCUUAUUCAUUGAAAUAUAGUCAUGUUAGUAUUUUUUGUAAAAAAGUGUCAAUAAAAAGUUAACUCCA
Molecule: messenger RNA, 4535 nt
Organism: Argiope bruennichi
Lineage: Eukaryota; Metazoa; Arthropoda; Arachnida; Araneae; Araneidae
Product: tudor domain-containing protein 5-like
Exons: 25
Coding region: 289-3651 (1120 amino acids)
Biological process (GO): spermatogenesis
Source: RefSeq, a predicted model, not a curated record